Trichoplax adhaerens is the source of this 732-nucleotide messenger RNA. RefSeq lists its product as uncharacterized. The transcript is spliced from 5 exons. NCBI's taxonomy places the organism in Eukaryota, Metazoa, Placozoa, Uniplacotomia, Trichoplacea, Trichoplacidae. The record is from RefSeq and is a predicted model, not a curated record. The coding region runs from base 1 to 732 and encodes 243 amino acids.
AUGACAGCACCAUCUAUUGAUAACGUUUCGACCAAAAUUGUACCAGUUGCUGCAGCAAAUCCUGCCGUCUGGGACGUUAUCAGGGAUGACGUGAAGAAGGUCAAGAUUAGAGACAAAGACUACAAGUCUUACAAACAAUUAAACUGCGAGAACUUACUUAAAAAGCUUAAAGCUCGAAGAAGGAAACUAUGGAAAAUUUUAUGGUUGUCAAUGUUAAUGGCAUUCGUUUUGGCCUUUCAGCAAGUCAUCGGUUAUAAACUUAAGAAAAUUUUUUCCAUUCGUUUGCUUCCAACGACCACCUUUUUAGGCUAUGGAAUAACAGUGUGCCUUCUCGGUAUUCGACUAUCGCCAUUUAUUGUUCAAGCAGACUAUUUAAUGCAAACGACAGGUCUUUUAAUCCUUGCCUAUGGUGUUUCCUUUGCAAUUUUUAACGUCCUUGCCGCAGCAAUAAUAGAACUCAGUGACUCUAUAAUGCUGACUUUAUGUCUCUUACCGUGUCCUCUUUAUUCUAACAUAAUUUUGACUUUUCUGGAAAAGAGCAAGAUUCAAUUUAAUACACUGACUAGUGUGAUGAUCAUAAUAAUUGGAUACGGCACCUACAUGUUAGAACCUGUACGAGAAGGUGAGCGCAUUCGGAAUUUGAUGGCAUCAGAAUUAAAUCGCAAGCGGAUAAUAGACGCAUAUGACGAAAAUUUAAUACGUCGAAGCACUCGUAAUAAAUUGAAAAUAUGA